GAAAGGGAUCGCGCUGCCAAACGGCUUGCGGGCAUUGAGCUUUUGCAACAAUUUCGAUCAGAGUUUGCAAGGUGUCGAGCUGCCAGAAAGCCUGCAAACGCUGAGUUUUGGCAACUGCUUCAACCAGAGUUUGGAAGGUGUCAGGCUGCCAGGCAGUCUCAGGACUCUAGCCUUUGGAGAACGUUUCGACCAAAGCCUAGAAGGUGUUGCGCUGCCAAGCGGCUUGCAGACGUUGACAUUUGGCUCUGACUUCAACCAGAGUCUUGAGGGCAUCACGCUGCCCAGCAGUCUGCAGACACUGACCUUUGGCGCACGCUUUAGCCAAAGUCUGGAAGAUGUCAUGCUGCCAAGCAGUCUGACACAUUUUGGUUGCAGUGACUUUCAUAUUGAUGUCCCAUAA
This is a messenger RNA of Symbiodinium pilosum, 400 nucleotides long. The record is from the annotation of a GenBank genome assembly. NCBI's taxonomy places the organism in Eukaryota, Dinophyceae, Suessiales, Symbiodiniaceae.